AUGACCAAUUCCCAUAUACCCAACUUGCCCGUGUUCGUGCAGACAGUCGACGGAUUCAGACACGAGACAGCAAGGUACAACCCCUGUCAGCGAGGAUGGUACCAGGACGGUCGAAGACUGCGACCUGUAAAGACCUCCAAGGCCUUUAUAUGGCCAAAAGAUGGCAAGAAUGGGUCAUCGUGGGGCCGUAUGAAAGAUAUUCUCCGCAACACCGGGCCUGAUAUAUACAUUGGGUUUGGUGCUCGUUCCACAGACUGCGUAUCCAGCCGUCCCCCUCGAUCUCAGUGGGCCGGAUAUCCACAUCUUGACGAAUCCGGCAUGUCAUGUGGCUUCAACUCGCAAAAGUUCGCCCCUUGGACCAAGUCUCGCAUGCUCGGCGGACGACAGUGUGGCCUAAGCUAUGAUUUUCGAACCCGAAAACACGCCGAACCAAACCGAUCGACGUGGACAGAUGCUAUUUGGCAACAGGAGCCAUACAGGAACAGGAAGUCGAAUCAUUACCCAGAAGCCGUGCGAAUGGUGAAUGGAGUCUGGUUCCAGGACACUCAAUACCUGCCGCAGGUUUUGGGUGGGCACGUGGAUAACGAGUUCGGCGUCGGGCUUCCAUUUCACCAUCUCGUUUGA
Messenger RNA from Bipolaris zeicola 26-R-13, 624 nucleotides. RefSeq lists its product as uncharacterized. The transcript has a single exon. Bases 1 to 624 code for a protein of 207 amino acids. Lineage: Eukaryota; Fungi; Ascomycota; Dothideomycetes; Pleosporales; Pleosporaceae. The record is from RefSeq and is a predicted model, not a curated record.